ACAGCUGGCUGGAGGAGGAAGACUCUUACGAAGAGUAAGUUACCAAGGGCUACAGCUGGUUCGUUGACUGGCUGGUUGGCAGGCUGUAACUGUAGGCAGAAGACAGAUCGCCAUGUUUCAAUGCAAGGUGACGUGAUCUAAGUUACGUUGAAACAUCUGUCAGUGAACACACCCGGGGCUUGGCUUGAGAAAUCCGAAGCAGCAGUAACUUACUUGGCAAAAGGAGAAUGAUGAUCCGAGGAACACAAGGCAAGGGAGUAACGUUACGGCUGGUUAACUAGCAGAACGAUGCAUUUCCUGCUGCUCUUCAGUCGCCAAGGCAAGCUCCGCCUCCAGAAGUGGUUCACGCCCAUCCCUGAGCGAGAGAAGAAGAAGAUUGUCAGGGACAUGACCACCAUGGUGUUGGGACGGAAACCACGCUCCUGCAACUUCCUGCACUGGAAAGACCUGAAGAUCGUCUACAAGAAGUAUGCCAGUCUGUAUUUCUGCUGUGGUCUGGAUGCUGAGGAGAAUGAGCUGCUAGCCCUGGAGGUGCUGCAUCGCUAUGUGGAGCUGCUGGACAAGUACUUUGGCAACGUAUGUGAGCUGGACAUAAUCUUUAACUUUGAAAAGGCUUACUUCAUCCUGGAUGAGUUUCUGUUGGGGGGAGAGGUACAGGAGACGUCCAAACAGGUCGUAUCCCGCUCCAUCGAGGCCUCAGACAUGCUACAGGAGGCUGAGGUUGACAACAGUGAUUAUGAUCUGGAGCUUGGAUGGCCUUGAAUUUGGACAAAGACCAUGGAGGAAUACAUGAGCAAGCCUGCGUUCUGAUACUGGAACCGGGGAUCUACACACACAAGAAGGAAUGUGGAAUACAGGACCUUUCCAGAACUGGAAGUCUUCGUACUCUACAGAAUCCAUGGAAUUACGAGUUCUAGAAUUCUAUUUCUAUGAUGGAAUCUGUCUGCUGAGGUGGGCAGGACAUUUUAUCCUGGAUUGAGUGUUCUAAAUACUGCUUUAUUUUUCCUCGUAAGAUAAGGACGAGACUUUAGCUGUUAUUAUUGCUAUGAUCACCCAUCCCCCUGGAUCCUUGAAGUAGUUACUGAAAACUGGUUAUAACAAUCCUAAUAAUAUCACCACAAAGUGCUUUGAAUCAAUUCUUGAUUUCUUCAAUGACAUGUUGUGCAUGUAAGAUGAAUAUGGAAAUUGAAUUUAGAAUAUGUAUUUGAAGUUGUGUUUUAAAUUAAUCUUGUAGACUAGCCUUGUUUUGUAUAAUCUUGGUUGGGACUAGCCUUUUUGGAAAGGGAAUUAUUUAUCUGGGUGAAUGUUACUGUUUGUUUUUUAUAUAACUAAUGAUUGAUUUUUAAAUGUUGAAGACUUUGGCAUUAAAGUGUAUUUUGAUACCUGAA
Messenger RNA from Salvelinus fontinalis (brook trout), 1388 nucleotides. Its product is annotated as AP-1 complex subunit sigma-3-like. Lineage: Eukaryota; Metazoa; Chordata; Actinopteri; Salmoniformes; Salmonidae. Gene Ontology annotation, biological process: vesicle-mediated transport; intracellular protein transport. The coding region runs from base 289 to 762 and encodes 157 amino acids. Gene Ontology annotation, cellular component: AP-1 adaptor complex; membrane coat; intracellular membrane-bounded organelle. Gene Ontology annotation, molecular function: clathrin-cargo adaptor activity. The record is from RefSeq and is a predicted model, not a curated record. The transcript has 6 exons.